CAUAAACUUACGGAAAGGGACAACCAUAAACAUGAGGACGCUAGCCGCCCUUGCCGUCACAGCAUGUGUUCUAGUUGUGUGUUCUGGCCGAAAACUCGGAGAAACAGAAUCGGAUCUAGUAGCGGCGGCUAGCCACCAUAAAGGACACCAUCAUGAAGAGGGCGGUGGAAAGGAGCACCAUGCACAUCAUCAUCACGAACAUGGUGAAAAGGGACACAAAGGCCAUAAAGGACAUCAUCAUCACCACAAAGGUGAACAUGGUGACCACCACAAGCAUCACCACGAGGGACACCACCAUGAGCAUGGAGGUGGUCAUAAAAAGCAUUGGGAUGAACACGACCACCACGGCCAUCAUCAUGAUCAUGGCCACCAUCAUAAAGGUGGUAAGCAUCAUCAUAAAAAACACUUCGACAAAGGUGAAGAAACCGAAGGCUACCACAAGAAGUAUCACAAAGACGAAUAUCACAAGGAUCAUCAUUUCUAUGACGACCAUCACAAGGAAGGCAAACAUCACAAACAUGAAGAUCACAAAGGCCACCACCACAAAUACGGAGGACAUCAUAAGAAGGGAGGCCAUCAUGACUCCGGUCACCAUGAGGACCACUACGGAAAGAAGGGACAUCACGACAAGCACCAUUACGAUGAGGACCAUAAAGGAUACAAGGGUCACGGAGGGCAUGAAGAGCAUCACCACCACCAUCAUGACCAUGGCAAGAAAGGAGGCCAUCAUGAUCAUAAGCAUUGGGGAUUCCACCACGGCAAGCACUGA
This is a messenger RNA of Colias croceus (clouded yellow), 769 nucleotides long. RefSeq names its product histidine-rich glycoprotein-like. The record is from RefSeq and is a predicted model, not a curated record. NCBI's taxonomy places the organism in Eukaryota, Metazoa, Arthropoda, Insecta, Lepidoptera, Pieridae. Bases 32 to 769 code for a protein of 245 amino acids. The transcript has a single exon.